Messenger RNA from Staurois parvus, 93 nucleotides. NCBI's taxonomy places the organism in Eukaryota, Metazoa, Chordata, Amphibia, Anura, Ranidae. The record is from the annotation of a GenBank genome assembly.
AUGAGCAACAGUCCGGGACAAACCCCACAGAAUUUAAGGCGAUCCUCGUCAGUACUCAGGUUGUUGCCGGAACAAAUUACUUUUUCAAGGUGA